Mangifera indica (mango) is the source of this 1899-nucleotide messenger RNA. Its product is annotated as cytochrome P450 86B1-like. Gene Ontology annotation, molecular function: monooxygenase activity; heme binding; iron ion binding. The record is from RefSeq and is a predicted model, not a curated record. The transcript is spliced from 2 exons. Lineage: Eukaryota; Viridiplantae; Streptophyta; Magnoliopsida; Sapindales; Anacardiaceae. The coding region runs from base 88 to 1737 and encodes 549 amino acids.
AAGUGGCUGCUCAAUCAUUUCAGCUCACCCAAAUCAAUAACCCAACAGACAAUACACUACAAUCGCAUUUCCUAUCGACCCAACACCAUGAUUAAUUCUACCAGAGGUUCGCCGGUGACUUUCUUUUCCAGUGACAGGCUUGCCGGGAACUUUUUUUUCCAGAGGUUCUUCUUCCUGCAUGAUAUUCAAAUCUUGGAUCUUUUUCUCGCUUUCUUUAUUUUCAUUGCUAUACAUUCUUUGAGGCAAAAGAAGCGUUAUGGGUUACCCGUGUGGCCGUUUCUUGGAAUGUUACCGUCGUUGGUUGCGGGGCUUCAUGGGAACUUGUAUGAGCGGAUUACUGAUGUUUUAUGUAGUCAAAAUGGUACCUUUCGAUUCAAAGGCCCAUGGUUUAGCAGUCUGAAUUGUGUGGUGACAGCGGAUCCUCGGAACCUUGAGUAUCUUCUCAAGACAAAGUUCUCUAAUUUCCCUAAAGGCGGCUUCUUUCGUGAACUGGUUCGUGAUCUUCUCGGAGAUGGGAUUUUCAGCACCGACGAUGAGAUGUGGCAGCGGCAAAGGAAGACAGCAAGCAUCGAGUUCCACUCAGCUAAAUUCCGGCAACUCACCACUGAGUCAUCACUUGAACUCGUCCACUCUAGGCUGUUACCCGUGCUUGAAAAUUCAGUCAACAGUUUAGAGUCUAUUGAUCUACAAGACAUCCUUUUGAGGUUAACUUUCGAUAACGUUUGUAUGAUAGCAUUUGGGGUUGACCCUGGAUUUCUCAGUCCGGGAUUGCCGGAAAUCCCAUUUGCGAAAGCCUUCGAGGACGCGACGGAGGCCACGAUGUGCCGUUUCGUCACACCGACUUGCAUAUGGAAAAUCAUGAGAUAUCUUGAUUUGGGGACUGAAAGGAAGCUCAAACAAUCCAUAAAAUGUGUUGAUGAGUUCGCUGAGGAAGUCAUCAGGAGGCGGAAGAAGGAACUCUCUUCGUCAAAUGACAGAAGCACGCAAAGAUCCGAUAUCUUAUCAGUGUUUAUGGGUCUGAAAGACGAACAUGGAGAGCCAUAUUCUGACAAGUUUUUGCGGGACAUUUGCGUGAAUUUUAUUCUUGCAGGAAGAGAUACUUCUUCUGUAGCGUUAAGCUGGUUUUUCUGGUUACUAGAACAGAAUCCGACCAUCGAGGAGAACAUUCUUGUAGAGAUAUGCAGAAUUAUUGGUGAAAGAGAAGAAGCGGAAAGGGAAGAGUCCCCAUUGGUGUUUAAACCAGAGGAAAUAAAAAAGAUGGAGUACUUGCACGCUGCAUUAUCGGAGGCUUUGAGACUCUAUCCUUCAGUUCCUGUAGAUCACAAGGAGGCGGUUGAAGAUGAUAUAUUCCCCGAUGGAACAGUGGUAAAGAGAGGAACAAAAAUAAUAUACGCCAUUUACACGAUGGGAAGAAUGGACGCUAUAUGGGGGAAAGACUGCAGAGAAUUCAAGCCGGAGAGAUGGCUAAGAGAUAGCCGCUUCAUGAGCGAAUCUGCCUACAAGUUCACAGCUUUCAACGGCGGCCCUCGGCUCUGCUUAGGCAAAGAUUUCGCUUACUAUCAAAUGAAAUUUGCAGCAGCCUCGAUCAUCUAUCGGUAUCGUGUGAAGGUAGCGAAAGAUCAUCCGGUGGUGCCGAAACUUGCCCUAACUAUGUACAUGAAGCACGGAUUGAAAGUAAAUCUAUUCAAGCGUCCGGAGUAUCAGCUACACAAAUACUACUGCAAUAACCAUCAAUGAAGGCUAAGCUUGUAUCAAUACAAUUAUGGGUUUUUUUUUUUUUUUUCUUCUGAAUUUUUUAGAAUAAAUAUAUAGGAUUGAUUGAAACAAAAAAGAUGUAGGUUUGUAUUAAAUUUUUGUUUGAAUAAUUUGAGCUGAUGUCGAGUGGAAUGUUCAUAAUAA